Molecule: messenger RNA, 1483 nt
Organism: Cynara cardunculus var. scolymus (artichoke)
Lineage: Eukaryota; Viridiplantae; Streptophyta; Magnoliopsida; Asterales; Asteraceae
Product: pentatricopeptide repeat-containing protein At2g13600-like
Exons: 1
Coding region: 1-1389 (462 amino acids)
Biological process (GO): RNA modification
Molecular function (GO): RNA binding; protein binding
Source: RefSeq, a predicted model, not a curated record
AUGUUGCAAUCCCAUGAAUCAUUCAGUAAUCUCUUGGCCAGGUUUUCACAAACAAACAAUCUUAGAUCUAUCAAGCAAAUUAAUGCUCACUUACUUAGAACAGGCGUAAUCUUCAUGUCUUACACCCUUCAAACUGAUCUCGUAUACGCAUACACGAAAUGUUCUCAAGAAAACAACAUUCAAACCCUAACCAAAUUCUUCAAUUGCUCCAUUCUCACGCACCCAGUGCCCUUUAAUUCACUUCUUUCUGGUUUUGUUAAAAAUGGGAAUCCUUUGGUAGCUUUAAAAACUUUAUCUUUGAUGAAUGUUAAUGGCGUUCCAAUAGAUACUUACGCUUUGUGUAGCUCGUUGACAGCUUGUUGUUUGAUUCCAAGUGUUGGGUUCGGGAAACAGAUUCAUACCCAUGUGGUGAAAUCUGGUUGGGGUUCUAGUGUGUUUAUCGGCAGUGCUUUGGUUGAUUUUUACUCGAAAUCAGUGGCAGUUGUUGAUGCAGCAAAGGUGUUCGAUGAAAUUCCUCUGAAGAACACGGUUUGCGCAAAUGCACUUCUAUCGGCUUAUUCCGAUGCCAAGAUGUGGGCGAAUGGUCUUGAAUUGUUUCGAAUCAUGCCCGGCUUCAAUUUGUGUUACGAUAAUUGGACAUUUUCGGUAGCUUUGAGUAUUUGUGCUGGGCUGUAUGCAAUUGAAUUGGGUAGUCAAGUACACGCAAAAGUGAUAAGAACCAUUUGCGAUGCAGGAACUGAUGUGUUUCUCUUAAGUUCGUUGAUCGAUCUGUAUGGAAAAUGCGGGCUGGUAACCAAAGCUCGGCAAGUAUUUAGUAUGGCCGCCUUUGCUGAUGUAGUUUUGUGGACAUCGAUGCUUGGCGUCUAUGGUCGAAACGGGCAUCACAAAGACGUAAUUCGAUUGUUUAAAAAGAUGUUAACAAAGAAAGUUAGACCAGAUGGGGUGGCAUUCGUUUCCGUCAUCUCGGCUUGUGGCCACACGGGCCAGGUUGAUCUUGGCACCGAGUACUUUGAGUCCAUGGCUCGUGAUUUUGGACUAAACCCGAGUCCUGAGCAUUAUGGGUGCCUCGUGGAUUUGUUUUGUAGGGCAGGCGAGUUAGAAAACGCAUGGAAGGUGGUCGACAAAAUGCCGAAUAAAGCGAGUGCAGGCAUUUCGGUCUGGGGAGCGUUGCUGAGCGCGUGUUGUGAUCAAGGGCAUGUUGAUUUGGGUAAGUUUGCGGCUCGAAGGGCGCUUGAAUUGGAUCCUAUGAAUACGGGGGUUUAUGUUUUACUGUCGAAUAUGUAUGCCAAAUGUGGUCUAUGGGAUGAAAUCGGAGAUUUAAGGGAAUCGAUGCGUGAUAAAGGAUUAAAGAAAGAUAUCGGUCGUAGUUGGAUUGGGGUGACGGUGUGAUUUUCGGCUAGUUUUGUCAAGGGACCUUUCACUAGUUUUACGCAAUUAUCUUAUCGUAACGUUACACCUUUCGAAUUAAAACAUCACUGUAAGA